Molecule: messenger RNA, 1071 nt
Organism: Vigna umbellata (rice bean)
Lineage: Eukaryota; Viridiplantae; Streptophyta; Magnoliopsida; Fabales; Fabaceae
Product: ras-related protein RABC1-like
Molecular function (GO): GTPase activity; GTP binding
Source: RefSeq, a predicted model, not a curated record
CAAUUUCUGUGAUGCUUGUUGGUGAAGUAAAUAGUAGUGGUUUUUUAUUCAGAAAGAGAUACUCGGAGAAACAAACUGCAUUGCACGCACCUCUUUCUUUCUGACCCGCAACACUUGGGCUAACGUUUCUUCUUCAAUUUGUUUUUUCCAUUUGGAUUUCAUUACUUAGGGUUUUUUGAUGCGUGUGAUUGAUUCAGUUAAAUGCGAUGGAUUUGAGUUCGGGGCCUCAAGAAUUUGAUUAUUUGUUCAAGUUGUUGAUGAUCGGAGACUCUGGGGUUGGCAAGAGUAGUCUUCUUCUCAGUUUCACCACUGAGGCUUUUGAAGAUCUUUCACCCACAAUUGGUGUUGAUUUUAAGGUCAAAUAUGUGACGAUGGGGGGUAAAAAGCUUAAGCUUGCAAUUUGGGACACUGCUGGUCAGGAGAGAUUCAGAACACUGACAAGUUCUUACUACCGAGGGGCACAAGGAAUCAUCAUGGUUUAUGAUGUAACCCGGCGAGAUACAUUUACAAAUCUUUCUGAUAUAUGGGCAAAGGAAAUAGACCUUUAUUCAACAAAUCCAGAUUGCAUCAAGAUGCUUGUUGGAAACAAAGUCGACAAGGAGGGUGAUAGAGUUGUGACAAAGAAAGAGGGAAUAGACUUCGCCAGGGAAUAUGGUUGCCUCUUUAUUGAAUGCAGUGCUAAAACUCGAGUUAAUGUUCAGCAAUGCUUUGAAGAGCUUGUUUUGAAGAUUCUCGAUACACCUAGCCUUUUAGCUGAUGGCUCAAAGGGCGUACGAAAAAACAUUUUUAAGGACAGGCCACCCCAAUCUGAUGCAUCUACAAGUAGUUGUUGCUGAUUUGAAGAAGCUAUUUCACUAAAAAAACCUACAUUUUAAGAAUGAGGAUCUCAAAGGGAAGGGCUCUGCAUCCAUUUUAAGAAUCUGAACAUACUUUGCUGGUUGUCUAGGAUCAUAGGAAGCCAUUUUUUUAAAUUUCUUUUUUAUUUUAUUUUCAGGUUCCUGUUUUGUCUUGAAUAUUCGAUGUAACCUAAUGAUGAUGGUUGGUUGUCUGCAAUUUUAUUUUCUUUGUGGA